Molecule: messenger RNA, 9544 nt
Organism: Mercenaria mercenaria
Lineage: Eukaryota; Metazoa; Mollusca; Bivalvia; Venerida; Veneridae
Product: transport and Golgi organization protein 1 homolog
Exons: 30
Coding region: 61-6828 (2255 amino acids)
Biological process (GO): vesicle cargo loading; protein secretion; endoplasmic reticulum to Golgi vesicle-mediated transport
Cellular component (GO): endoplasmic reticulum exit site; endoplasmic reticulum membrane
Molecular function (GO): protein binding
Source: RefSeq, a predicted model, not a curated record
UUACUCGCAAAUUAAUGGAAGACAAGAAAUGAAUUGAGCUGACGUGUACAUGCAAAAUUGAUGAUGUUUGGGUCUAGCAUUUGUCGUUUUGUUCUGUUAUUUGCCAUUUUGUUGUAUGUAAAUAUUUGUUGCUUUGCAAAUGCAGAAAAAAUAUCGGAUAAGCGUCUGUGCGGAGACAGAAGUUGUCAAACCCUGAUUUCUAAAGCAAGAACACUAGCAAGACAUAAGCCAACAGAUCCAGCAUUCCUGCCAUUUGAGAGAGGGGUGAUGAUUGAUAUUUACAGUAAAUCAGCCGGCAGUAGAAAGGACCUCUGGGGAGGAGAGGUGAAUGGUAGGAAAGGUUAUUUCCCACGAUCAUUUGUUAGAGAAUAUAAAGUUGAAAACCCAAGCCCUCAAUUUGAAGUUGACACUGAGCACCAUGUACCACUAGAAGAAAGAUUACGUAGUAACCCAGAUAGAAGACAAGUUCCGCAGCAGAAUGCACGCACAGUGAAACAAGAAAGCAGGCAGCAAGACACUCCACAACAACCACAAACCGAACCUGUCCAGGGACAUAAGGAAGAGAAAUCGGAGGAAAAAAAUGAGCAAGCUACAAGUGAACCAGUCGAUGAAACAGAGAUAGAUGACGAGACAGAGCUAGCGGAUGAUGAACAGGAAACUGAGAAUAUAGAAACUGGUUCCUCAGGUGGUAAAGACCCAGCUUCAGGCAGGGAAACAGACAGUCCUAAGACAGAAACUUUGGAAGAAGAAAAGCCAGCUGAUGUUGAUAAACAGGACCCAACUGAAGUAGAUGAGACUGAGAUUGCUGAAGAUGAAACAGAACCUGAACCUGAAGAGAACAAGGAUGAAACAGAGACUGAUGAGACUGAAUUUGCAGAAGAAGAAGAAUUAGCUGCAGAGAAAGAAGAUGAAGAGAUCAAAGAAGACAAACAUAAAGAUGACCACAUAGAUAAACCUCCUGAAGAUACCUCCACUGACAUUGUUGAAGAAGAGAAAGAAGAUGAGAUUAACUUGGAUAAAAUUAAAGAAACACUAAUCACUCAAGAGGCUGUGAAGAAAGAACAAGGAGAUGAGCCAAAUGAAAGGGAAGAACAUGUAGAUGAAGCAGGUGAUAAGAAGGAAAGAGGAACUGAGACAGCAGCUGAUGAAACAGGCAAUGCUGAAGGGGAAGGAUCUAUGUUUGGUAGCAUUUGGUCUGAUGAUAGUGAAGGUAAGAUAGCUGACAAUGAAGGUAUAGAUAUUAACCAUUUAUCACAUGGUGAACAUGCAGUAAAUAUUCCCAACCCUGAUAUUAACACUGGUGAUGAUAUUGACACUUUUAAAAAUGAGAAUAUAAAAUCUGGAGAUGGUACUAUGCAUGAAAAUGUAAAUAAUGGUGAUGACAUCAGUUUAGAAAGUGACGAUUCGGAAAUGCAUGAAGAUAGAAAUGAUAGAGAAACUGAAGUCAAUAAAGGUAUGAAUAAAACUGAAUCUGGUGCAGCUUCUGCUAUGGAAAUAGAGCAUAAAAACAAAGAUUUGGAUGAAUCCAAAAACGUUGAUGACAUUGAUAAAGCUAUUGAUACACCCUUAUCAGAAUAUGUAGAUGCUGAUAAGGAAAAAGUGUUCUUAGACUCAGUCACUAAACUAACACAGAAUGAUCCUCAUGACACAGAAAAGUUUGUAAAUGAUAUAGAAAAUGGAAAUGUACAUUUAAAAGAUAUAUUAAAGUCAUCAUUACCAGAUGGAAAUAAUGUUCAUCAGUAUAUAGUUGAACAUGCUGUCUCUGAUAAUCAGAUUCCUACAUCAGAUCCAUUAGAUACUGACCUGUUUAGUACUGAAAUGAAUCAUGAUAAACUUGACAAAAGUAAAGAUGAUUUAAUAAAUCAUAAAGAAACUGAAGGUAAAGUUUGGGACACUGAUGAAGUUAAAGAUGAUAAGGUUAUUGAUGACAGCCAUGGUUUGUCUAAAAAUGAAGAGAAAUUUAUUGACGUAGACAAAAAAUCAGAUAAUCAUGAAGAGACAGUUUUGUCUCAUAAUACAGAUAAAAGUAAAGUAAGGAUGGAAAGUCAGCUCAACAAUGCUCAGGAGCGAAAGGAUGAAGUUUUGCGGAAUACAGAGAAAGACAAAAUUACAAAAAUCAAAGAGGCUGAUAAAAUGACAGAAAAUAGAGAGGCAAGUACGGAUGCAAAUCAAAAAUUUGUCGACAGUAACGUAGAAGGUGGUAAUCCAGAAACUGAUGCAAAAACAAAUAUUACUGACAUAUUAACUAACAAAACAAAUCCUGAUAAGGACAUAGAAUCUUUUGAAGAUCCAGAUGCAAGAGAUAUAGAAAUUAUAAAAGAAAGUACACAAGACUUAAAGAAUUCAGAUGAUAGUGAUGCAAAAGAAAAUGAAAGAAUCAGUAUUGAAAAAGAAACAGCUUUUGGAGAUCAAAGCAUGGAUAAUUAUCAAACACAUGAGAUAAAGAAUAAUGCUUUGUCACCAGAAAUGGAUGUCAUUCAAAACACUAGAAAACAGAAUGGUGAAGAAAAAGUUGAUGCACAACUCAAUUUCGAGCUCAAACCAGACAAACAUAUAGAGAACAGUGAUCAAGCUGAUGACUCUGCUCUAGAAAGUAAAGAUAAAGUUCUUAACAAUUUAUAUAAUAAUGGUAAUGGAAAAGAUAAAAAUCUUAUUGAUGGCAGUAGAAAAUCUAUGAAGAAUGUUGCAGAUGAAACUGGAAUAGGUAUGAAGAAUGUUGCAGAUGAAGCUGGAACAGGUAUAAAGAAUAAUUCUAAAUCACUUAAAGAUGAUACCCUGCAGCACAAUGAAAGUACAUAUCUAGAAGAAGGCAGUAAUGGUGCGAAACUGACAGCAGAAAAAACAGAUGCUGAUAUACAGGAACUUGAUACAGUUGAAGUAACAGCUGAUGGGAGAACUACAUAUAAACUGACAAGAGACCCUGAAGAUAGUAGAAGCAAGAAGACUGUAGAUAUUCUGCGACAGGCUGAUAUAGAAGAGAAAAAAGCUGCAGUUGAUGAAGACAAGAGAAACUUUGUAGAUGUAACUAAAGACACGCAAGAUGAAGCUGUUAUGAGUCCAUUUCAAAAGAAGGAUGGUGAAACUGAAGGUAAAGAAAAUCAAGACUUACCUGCAAACCCAUCUAAUGAUCAGAAUAAGGACAAAGAUGUACAUGUAGAUGAUACACGUCAUGGUGUUUCAGUGGAUAGUGAGAAGCAAUCAGGGGAAGGGAAUGAUGUGGAUCAAAAUGUUUCUGACAACCAAAUGAACAUAGAAAGAAACGAAGAGACAGUAAAACUUAAUAAAGAUGAUGAAGAUGCAGAGAAGAUCAUUGAUAACUUUGAAAAAGUCGUUGAAGCUAUGGCAGAUGUAAAGGAAGAAGUAAAGGAUGUUACCUCAGAAGGUAUAGAAAAUGGUAAAGAUGAUCUGAAAUUUAUAAAUGAUAAAGGAGAAGUAAUUUCAGAAGGGGUAGACAGACAAAAAGACAAACAUGAAGAUGAACUGAAGGAACAGAUUGACUCUUCAGAUAGUGGUGUUAAAGAAAUAGAACAGAUUGAUAAAGAGACUAAUAUUCAUGGGGAUAAAAGACCACACAGUGUUAAUGUUGAUGAAGAACUUACUAAAGACCAAAAAGUAAUCAAUGAACAAGACCUUAGUAAAUUUGAAGAACUAGCAUCUGGAAUGAUGUCGAUUCUGGCUACACCAACAUUAAAUGAACCAAAUACAGACACUUCAUCUUCUGUUCCAGAAAGUACUAGACCUGUAGAUGUAGUUACUGAAGCCAGAGAUAGAGCAGAAGGUACACUAUUGACAGGUACUGAAGCUCAAAUAAGUGAAACAGAAUCGACUGUUGAAUCAGUGACUAAAACCAUGCAAGAAACAGUCUCUGAACAAGUCGAUACAAGUGUGAUAGAUCAGCAAAUGACUGUGCAAACAAGUGGCUCCGCUGUCCAAGGGACUGAUACAAUUGAACCAGUGCAGGACGAAACUAAAGGUGGAGGUGUUGUUAUUGAUGGUACCACAUUUGACGCUGAUUACUUUGGAGAUGAUGUGACAUCCGACAACAUAGAAGCAACAGAACAAAUAAUCUCAAGCACCUCUGUGGUGGAUAAUAGAUUAUACACUCCGUCAGGCAAUGUGAAGCCUACAAAACUGUUUGAUAUACCAGUGAAGGCUGAACAGACCUUGCUACCUACAGGUAUGCAACAGGAUAUUAUUAAUGCUCAGGAUUUUAAAACAGAGAAAGAUCAGCAGGCUCAGACAAAUGCCCCUGAUUACAUCCAGGCAUCAGAGACAGUUACAGAGAGACCAGCUGGUCAAGAAAACAUGCCUUCAGAUAAAGUCAGUGUUCUUGGCACAUCUUUCAAUGCUGUUACUUCGAAAGUAGAAGAGGCACAUACUCAGCCUAUUAAAAGUAUAGGAGUUGAUUUUGAAACAUUACCUAUAGAGAACAAUGAAACAGUAGUAAGUGAUAUUGUGCAGGAUCUGGUGCAACCCUCUUUGGAUCAGAAUGCAUACAAUACUGAUGUGUUCAUAUCAAGAAAGCCACUUUCAACAGAACCAGCUUCUGCUAAAACAAGUGUGGAAACAGAUGUGCAUGGUCAAGAAACCACUACUGAAGGUGAACCAGCUGUUCAGGGACAGGCAGAAACGAAACCUGAAAUAGAUGAGAAUAAUAAUGAAGUAACGGAAAAGAUUGUUGAAGAAGUUCCAAAGAAUCAAGGUGAAUGGACACAAUUUGCUCCUGAGGGCUCUUUAGACGAUUCUACCACACUUCCAACAACAGAAACACCUGAACAAAUUGAUCCUUACAUUGAACAUUUGUUAUCCAGGAAAGUUCCAGAUCCUGAGCUGGAUGAGGAGCUAAAACAACCAGAUGAUAACUUCAUGAAAAUUUUGGAACCAUACCUCAAGUCAUUAAUCAAUAUGCUACCACCCUCUCUGCAAACAGUUUUGGAACAAGAGCCCCUUGGACUGUCACCAACAAUAACAAUGCUUGUCUCUAUGAUUUCUACAAAUGUUGUAGCACUGCUAACCUGUAUGGGAUGUAUGUGUAAGAGUAAGAAGAAGCAACCAGGAAGGAAGGAUCCACUUGUUGUAAUAAGAGACCUGGAAGAGAAGUUGUUUAUAGCUACAAAAGAAAAAGAAAACUUAGAAGAUGAUCUACAGAUCAAAAACAAGAAGGUAGCAGAAAUGCAGGAAGAAUUAAACAGCCAACAAUCAACUACAGGAACUGUUGAAACAGACCUUAAAACCAUUAAGCUCUACAAUGAAUCAUUAAAGAAACAGUUAUCUGAGGUACAGACGGAGUUAGAGGAUUACAGACGGGAAGUCACGGAGAAAUCUCAGAUAGUUGUAUACAAGGAUUCCGAGCUACAGAACUACCAAGCUGAGGUACAGUCACUUACCCAGAGGGCACAAGAUGCAGAACUAGGAUUACAAAAGACCAGUCAAGGUUUAGGAGAGAAGGAAGAAGAAUUGAGACUCAGUCUACAACAAAUACAGUCCCUGUCAGAACAAAUACAACAGCUAGAAACCAGCAAACAACAACUUCAAGAUGAAGCUGUUCUCUGGUCAGAAAAGGUAAAAGAUCUCACAGAGCAAGUUGAACAGUUCUCUUCAGAGUCAAAGAGGAUGCAGGAAGACUUGGCAUUUAAAGAAAAUGAAUUAGAGGUGUUACGAGAUUGUUUCCUGCAAGUGAAGGCAUUCCAGGGAGAGGAUGAAAUGAAGGAAGAAACAGAAGAAAGUCCUGACCUUGGAGAAAAACUCAAGCAGAUGAUGGACGUAUCCAGGGUAAAUGCAUCAUUACGUUCUGUGGAGGAGGAAAGAGAUGUUAUUCAAAAUAAACUUCUCAUAGAGGUAGAGUCCCGGAAAGAGCUUGAAGACCAGGUUCAGUUACUGAAGCGUAAAUUUGAGAGUAAUCAGACAGACAAAAUGAAGGCAGAGAGACAAUGCCAGGAGGCUCAGACUAAAUUAGAGGUGCUUUCUAAAUACUUCAGAGAAAAAGAGGCCGAGUUAACUAGACAACUCGGUGAACAAGAGGUGCUAAAGAACCAAAAUAUAUCCAAACUCCAGUCAUCAGACAGCAUUACACAGGAACUAUCCAAAGAGAAUGACUCAUACAGGCAGCAAAUAGAAGAGCUCAAGACAGAAAUUUCGAAAGCAGAGAGAGACUUCAGAUCACAGAUUGCAGCUAAUGAGAAAAAAGCUCAUGAAAACUGGUUAGCAACUAGAGCAGCAGAAAGAGAAUUGAAGGAAUCCAGACAUGAGUGUGGAAUGUUGCGACAAAAGUUGACGGACUUGGAGAGGAAGUUGAUGCAAGGUCCACCACCCGGGGUGAUUCGUCCAAUUACACACAGAGCAAUGCCACCACCUGGUAUGCUGAAUGGUCCUCCACCUCCGCCCCCAGAGAGACCAGGAUCCCGAGGGUCAGUGCAUGGACAUGUAACCCCCAGGCUUAGGGAUGAUGACUACCGGGCCUCUCCGAUAGGACCAGAUCGAAUGCCACCACCUCCAGACAGACGACUCCCUCCAGGACCGAUGGGGCCACGACCCCCACCUCCUCCACUAGAUGCCAUGUCACCACCUCCAUAUGCCAUAAGACCUCCAUUCCCUCCAGACCGAAGGUCACCGCUGUCAUUUGAUAGAUAUCCUCCACCCCGGGGACCUAGACCCCCAUAUCCCCGUCCCCCACCUCCUCAUCUUAGAAGUCCCCCACCUAUGGGCUCCAAUCCACCUGAGCAUGAUGAUAGUAAGCAGGGAUGGUCUAAAAUAUCAGAAGACAUUGAAAUGAAAAUGUUGCAGUUUGUGUCACAUACUGACAUGUGGUACAGAUAUCCUUACAUGUAAUAAAUUCGGACACAUUGUGAUUAUCUUAGGGACCCUUACAGUCGAGCACCCCAAGGAAGUCGAGAUCGGGGACCAACUCGGCACCAAAGUCAAGUCUGAGGAACCCCAGAAAAUAAAUAUGGAGCCUCAGAAUAAACCAGUCGUAUGAUAUGACAUGUGACAAUAUUGUCCAAUCACAUGCUGUAGAUAAAUCAUGUGAUAAGUUCUGUGCAAUCUGUGAUUUAGAAAGUAAUUCUUUUAUAUUUAUGGUGAGUCUGAUAUUCUAUAGAAGAUAUUUUACGGAGUUCGAAUUAUACCUGUAUGAAAGAGAUGUAUCAGAAUUGGUUUAUGUUUUCAACAACAAGGGAAUCACUCUUGGGUCACACAUUUAGUAGAUAUGCAAAUAUAGUGCUUGUGUGUAGUGAUGCACCAUUUAGAAUUACACUAAAAAAACUUCUGGAACUGUUUGAAGAACUAGGAAAAUUGAGUUCCAAGGUUAUGAAACCAAUUUAAGUUUGGAGACUAGUCUAUUGGUCUGUGGAUAUGGUCAAUUUUAAAAUUGUGUUCAAAACAACUAAUAGAAUUCUAGAAUUUUAGACUGGACUUAAAACUUCAGUUGUACAACUUUGAGACAAAUAACAUGAAGUGCUGCAAGGUAUCUUAAUGCAAUAGAAUGCGUAGAAUUUAUGAAUUUUGUUCUAUUGUAGACUCUGAUAUUUAAAUGAGAAACCAAAAUGGUCUCAGUAUAAAAAUUAUCAUAUUAAGCUCAUUUUAACCUCAUUCAUUGAUAUUGUGCAAGUUACAUUAAUAGAGGGGUGUUCACAUUUCUUUCUUCUACAGGGAAAAUAUUUGCCAAAUAAUUUUCUGUGCCUGAUUUUUACCAGACUGUUUAUAGUCAUUGACAGAAUGUUAUAGUUCUUUAUUUGCUUUGUAUAAUAUAAAAAAUGGCAUUUCCAGUAUAUUGUAUUGCAUUAUAAAUGAAAGUUAACCCAUGUUGAGCAUUUUGAAGAGUUUAAAUGAGUAAAGUUAAUUUUUAGCCCUCAGUUUGUUGUUUUAUAUUACAAUUAUAGUAAAUAUGAUCUAGAUUCCCCAGCUCAUUAUCUGAAAAAUUGUAAUUUUCAUCUAUAAAUGAGCCACACCUUGAGAAAAACAACAUAGUGCAUUUGUGACCAGCAUCCGCAAGGUGUGGUCAGGAUCCAAGCUGUUUGCUUUCAAAUCCUAUUGCAAUUAGAGAAACCAUGCUGGUCGCAAAUGCACUAUGUUGCAUUCUCAUGGAGCGGCUCUAAUAUAAUUUUCGUGUAUUUUUUCUGUUUUAUUCAUUUUGUAUUUUGUUUCCUCUGCUUGAAUGUGGGCUAGAGGUUUAAUAUUGUUGAGUGAAAAUUUUGUCCUGUAACAGCACGAUGUAUUUCUGUUAAAUUGUGUUCAACAGCAUUUUACUAAAUCAAAUAGCUAGGUUGUGUGUAAAUUGACGAUGGUGUCAGGGUUAUGAUGGACGUGUGAUGGACUUUCAUUACACAAUGUAAGGUGGCUGUAGUCCUGGCCUGCCGAGUUGGCUUGAUCAGUAGAGUACAAGAGGUCACAAGUUCGAUCUCUAUUUGAGAUGAAUUUCGUCAAUGAAGACUUCUCUGAAGAUUAUAAUUGAGCUGCGCCAUGAGAAAACCAACAUAGUGGCUUUGCGACCAGCAUGGAUCCAGACCAGCCUGCGCAUCCACGCAGUCUGGUCAGGAUCCAUGCUGUUUGCUAAUGGUUUCUCCAAUAAAAGGCUUUGAAACCGAACAGCAUGGAUCAUGCGCAGGCUGGUCUGGAUCCAUGCUGGUCACAAAGCCACUAUGUUGAUUUUCUCAUGGCGCGGCUCAUAUCUUUAAAGUUUUAUCUUCACUCGGCUGUCAGACCUUUGUAACAGCUAUUUUAGCAUUUUACAGAUAUUUUCUCUGUUUUCCAAAAACAUAGUAAAUUGACUGUUAAUGAUACAGACACAAAACAAAAAGGUGCAGUAAGCAUGCAAUAUCUUGUUAUAAACUAUAUUUUAAACAUCAUUCAAACAUUUUAUGACAAAGCAAGUAGAUAAUAUUAAUAGACUAAUUGAAGAUCUAAUAAUUAUAUUAUAAAUAUGAUUGGAAAUGAUGAUAAGUUAUCAGAAUUAGAUUUUUUAAAGCUCAUAACGAGAUAUUUUGAAAUUAUUAGUACAAACGUCUACAAAUUAAUGGUGUUUCAAAGGCUGUUCUAUAUGCCACUGUGUACAGUAUAAGCAAAGAUAUGUGCAUCACAACAAUUUGCAAAGCACCAGCAGAAGAUGUUUUGUGAAGCAGAAAUGCUGGAGUAUGUUUCAUAAAUGUGACCGUUAAAAUGUUAGCAGUAAAGGAUAUAGAGUUGCUCUCAGUUAAUGUUUGCAGAAAUCACAAAUUACUUACUGGUACUGUAACAGUAUUCUGCUUGCUUGUCGUAUUUGAUAACUUUUUUUUUAACGAUUAUGUUGCAUGUCUGUAAAUGCUGUAAACUAUUCCAGAUGCUUUUAUUUAUUGUAUGAAUGAAUAAUGAUGUACAAAUUAAAGUAAUAAGUGGACUUUGUAUGAAAAUUGCUCAUCAGUUCACUUGUUAAGGUGUAAUACAGCACUAGUCAAGUUUUAUAAUGCAAUGAAAAUCAAGGUUGAUGAUUGUUAUUGUAUCUUAUUUCAUCAUUUUUGAUGAAUAUUAUGAAUAUACUGAACUUGAAGAAAUAAAUUUUUAAAAAAAUGAA